UAACCGCUUUAAAACAACCGCAUACACACAAUCGAUAUACACCUUUGUUUUGAUUUGGUCGCCCUAUUUCUUUUGCCAAAAUUGUGACUUACACCGAGGGAAAUAAACUCUUAUAUCACAUCACAUAUUGUUAUACGUUUAGAAUAUAGUUUAAACUUAUGAUUACGUUAUAUGUUAAUUAGUAUGAUUGAUGUUUGUUUCAGUAGGCCGUUUUAGGUUAUGUUUAGUGCGUGGGGGAGCCGCGCGCGGCGCUUUCGGCGACCGGCGAUGGGCGACUGAGCGCGUCGCGGGGCGCCCUGCCGAUGCCGCGGCCCGGGUCUUGAGACUAUUCCGUGCCGUGUCGUUACCUUGCCCAAAACUUUCUUCAAUAUUAGUAAAUAAUUUUGGGGUUUUAUGUCGUCGAGACAGCAAUAUUACUUCCAAUAAAUCAUAAAACUACACUUAUUUAAUACAGGAACAUGUGUUAGUGCCGUCUUGCUCCUUUUAGGUUGUUAGACCCCGUUUGGUAUUUCUUGCUAAGAAAACUUGACUAACAAAAAAACGAAUAGAAAAUAGUGGGAACAAUGUGCGACGGCGUCCAUAUCACUCUACUACUUCACUUAUCUUCAAGCGUCGUUGCAAUCCAUUUAGAGCUUUAACGCCCGGUUUUCAGGCAGUUUUUGCUAGCACUUUACAAGAGAAAUAGUAGUUCAAAAUCUAAAAGCUAAUUUAAAGACAAAAAUAAAAUAGCUUAGCUAUCGUUAGAUUAUAGUAAAACUAACUCUGUGUAUCUAAAACAAGGGGCUGCUUUCCCUUUUUCCAAAAACUAGAUCUCGCACUUAGUCUACCAUAGUUCCAUGCACAACUUUACCCUGUCUUGUUAGAGAGUGAGGGAUUAGUCGCAAGCCGCAGCUGCUUCUAGUAAGAAAGAGCGAUAAACUAACUUCAAACGAGCUCUUGUUAAAUCCUAUUGUCUUCUCAUAUUGUAAGAUGUUUUUUCUUUGUUUACAAUAUUAAUUUUAUGCACUGUUUGUGUUUGGUAGAGUUCUACUGUCGUCGUUUUGGAGUCUUACACGUUUUGUGAAUAUCUGCCUCAAUAAACCAAUUUAAUUAAUCAUCGUAAUGUGUGUCAUAAAAUGCACAAACGAUUUCUAAUUCUUAUUUCCCUUGCUUUCAUUACAUACCGACUGAUUACGCGUAAUUAUUGCAUUAUUACGUCCAGUAAUAAUGCAAGCUAAAUGUCGUAGCAUAACACUCCUUAUUACAUGUAUCUUUGUAUACCUAAAUAUAGUACAUGUUGAAACUAAGCAUAGAUUGAAAAACAAGGAGUUCGGUCCAAAAAUUGUUGGUGGGAAAGAGGUGGAUUUGGAGCAGUACCCCUUUGCGGUGCAAUUCUUUAAUUUGGGGUCUCUUUGUGGCGGCGCCAUCUUAAACAGCUGGGCUGUGUUGACAUCAGCACACUGUUUUGAUGGUAAUAAGGACAUUGAUGAAAUGGUUGUACAAAUAGGUUCCAAAUACAUUUACGAUUUCAACGCAAAACGACAUGAGAUAAGAUCAUUUGCAACGCACGAAGAUUAUGACAAAGAAAUCCCAUUUGAGAAAGAUAUAGCGAUUUUAUUUCUGAAGAAACCAAUUAGGUUUGGAAAGCUGGCUAAGAAGGCGGUACUAGUCAAACAUAGCAAAUGGAUGGACGUUAGUCAAAAGAAUUUCAUCGUUACCGGUUGGGGUUUGACGAACUAUCACGGUUCAGUGUCAGAAUCGAGUCUAAUGAUGACACAUUUGACAUAUGUGCCGAUCGAGCAGUGUAGCAGACUACACGACCUGAAGCUUUCCGAGGACAUGUUCUGCCUGUACGGAUUUGGCAAACGUGACACCUGCAGGGGUGACUCUGGAGGUGGUGUGCUGUGGCGCGGUUCUUUAGUAGGAUUAACCUCUCAUGGCGAUGGUUGCGCAAAGGUGGAUAAACCGAGUGUGUACACAAAUCUCUGGUAUAUGAGAAAAUGGAUCAAGGCCAAAGUUUACCAGUUCAUUGAGGAGUUUUGUCAAGCAGAACAAUAUGAAAAAGAUCAUCUCCAAAAAGUAUUGUUGAAUGAUAGUGAUACAAAUUCCUUAUAGAGCACAAAGUAUCUUUAGGAGAACGAUGGCCUUCUUAUGAAAUCCUUAUGAUGUGAAAUAAAAAUAACACCCGCCUGAGAACAAAACUAACAAUAAAUAUAAAAAUGUUGUUUAUUAUUUUUAAUACACGUAAAACAUUUUAUGAAAGCCAAUAAUUACACUGUAUGUAGUAUGUCUUUUCACUUAUUCACACGGUUUCCUU
Molecule: messenger RNA, 2296 nt
Organism: Trichoplusia ni (cabbage looper)
Lineage: Eukaryota; Metazoa; Arthropoda; Insecta; Lepidoptera; Noctuidae
Product: chymotrypsin-1-like
Exons: 4
Coding region: 1207-2094 (295 amino acids)
Biological process (GO): proteolysis
Molecular function (GO): serine-type endopeptidase activity
Source: RefSeq, a predicted model, not a curated record